Molecule: messenger RNA, 550 nt
Organism: Darwinula stevensoni
Lineage: Eukaryota; Metazoa; Arthropoda; Ostracoda; Podocopida; Darwinulidae
Source: the annotation of a GenBank genome assembly
AAUCGGCAACAUAACGAGAACUUCCCCGUCCCGCAGCGGCUGACGGAUCGUUGCUGGGUGAUUCACGAAGCGACGCAGCCGAAGCUCGGGGGUCUCUUCUACAGUCGAGACAUGGUGCUUCUGGCUUACAACAAGAAGAUGCGCGACGGGGGCUUCAUUUCGAUAUCCAGUACCAGCUGGCCUGGACUUGAACCGAGAGAGAAUAUGGUCAGGGCGGAGAUGGCGGACGGUGGCGGAAUGUGCGCAUUGCCCGACCCGAAGCACAACACGACGAAGACCCUGUUUCGUUUCGUCAGCACUUUGGACUUCAAAAUCUCCCUCAUCCCGUACCGCGUCAUCCAAGCGCUGUACGUGGAAGGAAGUCGGAACUACAUCGUCGGCUUGCGGAAGUACCAGAAGGCUAGGCGACAGAAGGAGGUCCAUCGAAUUGACCAGCGAUGAGAGUAUCCCCUUCCAGUCUCUUUUGCUUUAAGUGGGUUGCCAACUCGUUUGAUAUUGACGUCGGAAUCUGAAUAAAGUUAUCCGUUCUGUCGAUGGAGAAUGCAUCGGG